Messenger RNA from Ogataea angusta, 492 nucleotides. RefSeq lists its product as uncharacterized. The record is from RefSeq and is a predicted model, not a curated record. The transcript has a single exon. Lineage: Eukaryota; Fungi; Ascomycota; Pichiomycetes; Pichiales; Pichiaceae. Bases 1 to 492 code for a protein of 163 amino acids.
AUGGCAGAUUUCGCUGAUUUGAAGCCUAUGAUCGCGGGCUCGAAACGUGCGGGCCGUCGCCGGCAGCGAGGCUCUUCUGGUCCAUCGAAGCGGGAACCAGUCUCGGUCGACGCAGACGAAACAGCCGACGAACUGGUGAUUGCUGGCAAGAAACGAAAACCAGCCGCAGAGGCCCUGGUGCGAAAACGGCCCUCGUCCAAGUACUACGGUAUGGACGACUUUUAUCUGGACCACCAGGCAAUGGACGAGUACACGUGGACGGCGCUGGUUGGGUUCAGCGCGAUCAGGAUCGGGUCGCCGCUGCUAUUUAUUCUACACUGCACAUAUCUGCUGGCUGUUCUCUACUUCAAGCACGGGUUCACCAUCGACGAGGAGGCGGCGCAGACCAUACCGAAGCUGAUGCUGCCGCUGUUGGCAAACCUUCUGCUGGUGCAUGUUUUCAACAAGUGGUAUUUUUCUACAAAUUACUACAAGCUGCGGGAGCCGAGCUGA